AUAUGUGUACACUUGAAUGGCUCUCUAUGCAGUAUUGAUUUAUCGACUGAAUUGUAUUGAACGCGCUCGUGAACAUGGUAAGAAAGAAGAUUAUACCAUGCGGUUCACGAAAGCUAAUUUUGUAGCUAGGCAUGGGACUUGGGGAAACAGGAAAUUGUCAGAGAAAGAGAGAGAGAGAGAGAGAGAGAGAGAGAGAGAGAGAGAGAGAGAGAGAGAGAGAGAGAGAAUUAUUCAUCAUUGUAAUAAGUUAUAAUAUAAAUGUAUUGAUAAUAAAUACUGCGAAAAUCAAGAAAGACGAAGUGGAAACAGAAGAAGGGAAGUAACUCAAAGUUCAUCAUAAUAGUCUUUGCCUCAAUAGUGGAAUGAAAUUGUUGGACUGUCUCAUCAUCUCAUUGAUAGUUGUGUAUAUAAUAUUUCAUUUUACACUUAGUUGGCCUGUCAGGCCCCGAGUGGAACUCAGUAGAGGACUAGUAAGGAGACUUGUGUAGUACAAACACUCAGAAAGACCUGAAAUAAUCUUAUAAUGCUUCAACACGUUUUGCACAAACACCUUUCCCUGAGAAGACAUGUUUGUACAGAGGGUCACAUGGCUGUCUUCAACUUUCACGAGACGGGACAUCUAGAAUGGUCAGCUGUGAGCUCUGAGUGAGCUUGGGGAGAGACAGACAGACAGACAGAGAAAGAGAGAGAGAGAGAGUCAGUCAUGAGCCAGAUAAUGGAAAGGACCCUGGCCUCUCUCCCCAAACUGCUCUCUCAAGGGUUGUCGGGGGGAAAAUCGUCCAAGUCCUCCGGUCCGUCCCCACUCUCCCUGGACGUCCAGAACUUUAUGAAACAUGUGCACAGAGCCAGGUCAAAGACACAGGAAAGUAACAUCAUUGCUUCUGAAAUGGCGACUGUUCAACAAAAACUCAAGCAAUCGGAAUAUUCGGCGUCACCAGCAUUCAUGCGGUCUGUAUUCUCCAAAGCGAUAUUUUGCCAUUUACUUGGCUAUGAUGUUAGCUUCGUGACCAUCUCUGCCAUCAACUUGGCACAACAAGGUCAAGGUUAUGACAAACAGCUGGGUUAUCUGGUCUCCAGUCUGCUGUUGAAUCCGAGCCACCACAUGGCAAUGCUGAUGAUGGCCACCCUUCUCCGAGACUUGAAGAGCUCCAACAUGGCCGACAAUAUGGUCGCACUGGUCAUGGCGGCUCAUUUAGUGGACGUAGAAAACGUCCCCACUCUGUUACCCGCGGUCACGAAGAAACUGAGUCACCCCCAUGACCUUGUGCGAGAGAAGGCCGUCCACUGCCUGCGGGCAUUCUACCAGCGGUCGCCCGAUGUCGUACAGUCCUCCCUCGGUCAGCUCAACAGUCUGUUGUCCUCGAGGGACCCGGGCGUCCUCAGCGCCGUAGUCAACACUUACCUACUGAUGUGUGAGAAAAACCCGUCCAAGUUGGUGGGUCUGGGCCGCAGCUUCCUGCACAUCCUGCACCAGGUGAACAGCCGUGGGUUCGGCGCCAGCUACUACCACCACAUGGUGCCUCUGCCGUGGCUGCAGGUCAGCCUGCUCAAAGUCCUCAGCCUUCUGGGUAGCUGCGACGCUCAGGUCAGCACGGCAGUCAUCCCUCACCUUGAGGGGUUGAUGGAGAAGACAAAGGUGUCAGAACCCGCGUCUCUCGCCGUUCUGGUGGAGAGUGUGGUGACCGCUACACGUCUGACGGGGGCCGACAGUUUGAUGCCUCUGUGUUCCCGCUGUGUGGGGAAGUUACUGGAACCACAAGCCGGGCCCGACAUGAGAUACCAAGGCCUGGGUCUGCUGGCCGCUCUUGUACGUGUCAAACCGUCCCUGGCUACUCAGCACCAGGCGGCCGUUGUGGCAAGUCUACAGGACCCUGAUCCCGCUGUGCAGCAGAGGACAGCACAGAUUUUACAUGCCAUGGCCAACAGGGCCAAUGUCAAGGCUAUUUGUUCCAAACUGUUCCAGCAAAUCGACGAGACGGAGGACAAAGUGUUUAUCAGCGACAUGUUCAAGAUGAUCGCGGACCUUACGGAGAGGUUCUCGGCAGACAUGGACUGGUACGUGAGGACGGUCUUCUACCUCCUGCAACACCCGGACAACGUGUACCUGGGCGAAGAUUUGAUCCAGGCCGUGGUGUCGCGAGUUGAGCAGUUCUGUCUGGGCUCGCACUCACUGGACGGGCAAGGAACUCAGGCCUUUCUCUCCGUUCUGUUCGACGUACUGGACAACAGCGAGUCUAGCCAGAAGGUCGUCGUUCUAGCCCUGCAUUUGUUGGGAAUUUUUGCGCCGAGGUGCGGGGGAGAAUUUCCCAGCGAAAGACUUUUGGACGCAGUAGACAGGAUUUUGUUUCCUGAUCCUGGACUGUGUGCACAACCCCUGGUCAUCAUCCCCAGUCCUGUGCCACAAGAUGAGGCGGCUGAGAGCGUGGUGGACUCGGAGCUAGAGGCCGUAUGCUGUGCGUGUGUUGAGGGUUUGUGUCGUCUGGUUCUCAUGGGCUGUGUGUCUAGCGAUGUCGUCAAGUCGUGGCUACAUCGUCAUGACGACCGGGAGCCUCGCGGUGGGAAUGCCUCGCGGUGUCGUCUGCUGGAACUGUGUGAGCUGAUCGCAUUACCACUGGGACACCUACCAGCCACUCCUGAGCUGGGCUCACACUGGGACGUGGACAGCAUGGACUUCUCCCUCAGCUUCCUGGACGGCCUUGUGGUCCAGGAUAUUCUUGCCGGAGCGUCCGUGUUCAAACCUCGUGUGGACCCGAGCCCCAACUCGCUGCUCGCUGGUGAUGUCAUCGUCGCGGGGAAUGAGAUGGAAAGCAGCGUGAGUGUGGCUAGCGAGCAGGCCGUCUACACCAGCACCGAGUCCGCCCUACUAGACAGCUGGCACGAGUCCACUGCUUAUCCCCCGGUGAGGGGAAAGUGGCGGGAAGAUGCCGAUGAUGAUGAUGAUGACUUUGAGGACCAUGAGGAAGUAGAAGCUGACAUGGAGGAUGCGAGCAACAAAGGGGCCCAGAGGACAAAGUCAGAUUUAACCCUUGACCUUUUCGCUGGUCUUUCAUUGGACCCGGUCUCAGUAACCAAGAGGACCCAUUCUGAUGGAUGGGCAAAUUCGAGACGAGGAAAAAAUAUUUGGGAUGAUGAUGAGGAUGAGGAAAGUGACAGCGUGAAGAUGAGAGUCGCAGGAUUCGACCUGCACCCAUUUGGUAUUCCCAGUAAAAAGAGUAAACUUUUAUCUUGUGAUGACACCUCCAUGAUCUCUUCUGACGAAUUUGACAUGAUGUCACCACAAACUAUUUCCACCAACCAAAUGGGGUCACAAAAGUUCCCACCAGUGUCCAAUAAAUGGUCAGAAUCUUCACUGUAUUCAAACACCCUCAAAAACGUUUCUCUAUCGGGCCUCAACAACAACCUUUACGAUAUGGAGGAAGGGAGCCAUCAUAUAGCAGCUCACGGUGACGAGAGCAUCUACGCCGACAGUGUGGCGGCCACCAUCAACUCUGCCUCCACUGUCGAUGAUCUGACUGACAGCGAACCCGAGGCCUCCUAGGUGGGGACAUGGUCAACUUUGACCCUCCCACUCGGAACUGACUUGACCUAGUUAUAUUUUUAGAUACUACAACUAUAACCAUUCUUACUUUACUUUACUUUACUUUUUCAUCCUCUGUUGCUGUUAAGCGUCGAGGGGAGAUGCAGUUUUCUAUGGUAGGCCAGCUCCACAGCUCUUUCAGUUGUAACCAUUCUUACUAGCAUAGAGUAAAACCAAGCUGUACUGUGAAUCAACGUGAAAACAACCAACUUGUGUCCUACGCACUCAUCUGACAAUAUACAGUUGCUUGUGUUGUAAAACUUAUGAGACUGAAACUGACCUAGUUAAUAUAAUGUAAUGUAAGUAUGCAGAGCCAAGGUUUUUGGGGUCGGGGAUUGGCAAUGGGGUUGAUGGCUCUGCGUUACUACUCUGGAACAGGCUGGCUGUGACUGUUGAUGAGCACAAAGACACGAGUGUCGUUCCUUGCUUUUACUGCUGUUUGAAAGAGGGUGAAAGUAGAAUGAGACAUUGGUGAAAAUUUUUAGAUGUGGUGGUUUUGAUUGAAGGCAGUAGAAUUAGAAUGAGGUGUUGGUUUAUUUGCUUUGUGAUAAAUGGUCAAAAUCACAUUGAAAAUGCUGCAACGGUUGUUUCUUCUGCUGUUGUUUUUCUCGACUUUUUGCUAAUGUGCAGGCUCAUGAACUUAAUAUCCUCGCCUCUAAAGAAUCUAAAUUGCGCUAAUGGCCAAUAUGAGCAUAAAACAUGUGCAAUGUUACCUUAGUCCUGACUGGCAACAGGAACUGAGAAGCAAUGGCUUCCUUUCAUGACUUUGGUGUCCGUGUCUGGUCCCACAUUUUGUUCUCUUUCUGUUCAGCUCUUUACUCCAUGAAUAGCUGGACUUUGAACCUUGCUGAACAAAUGUACAUUUUUGUAUUUCAUAGAUAUUUAUAAUAUAACCCGGGAUUUGCAAUUUUGUUAGAGUGCUAGAUACAUAUAUUCAAUUCAAUGUUUGGAAGUUAAUGUGAUAUUUCAGCUUGAAGUUCAUGUAAUGUGGUCCCUAUGUAUAGUGUAUUACUGUGCGCAAAUAAUCAACGUUUUUCAGAGUGCGAUGUCUGUACGCUCUAUUGCCUUGUCAUUCAUCGUUGUCACAGAGAAGAUAAAUGGCAGAUCGAGCCUCCAGCCAAAACAAAGCUGUGGCCUUUGGGAAAAAAUUAGCUGUACCGGUAUUGUUGGAACAUUGAAGAACCAGUGCAACUUAUAUAUAUAUGAAUGCUUUCAUUUCUGUGCAUUGUAGGCAAGUGUAAAUGUAGGGGGUUAACAACACCCCUAUUAACAUUGGUUAUUUGAGAGGCGGAACCUAUGAAUUUUACCUCCGUCUCUACUAGGACCAAGAGAAAUGGGACUAGCUAGAGCUUUGAAAACUCCACAGAACAGCCCAAGUUCAAGUAGGUGUUGCAAGCCCCUGCCUGCGGGAGCCAGAAAACUGCCUUAUUGACGGCAAGGUCUUCAAUCAAAAAGCCCUGCUUUUCUUGUCCUAGUUCAAGAAGCCCUGACUGGGAUUCAAACCAGGGCCAUAUAUACUCUGUAGUCCAGCAUGAUAGACAACCAACUGAGCCCCCACGUAUUUUGCCAAUGGUCUGAAGUGCUGGCAAAAUGCUGUAGGAUGUCCCGGUGUCCCAGUUUUUCUCUCUCAAAUAUAAAGAGACAAGUCCAUGCCCACCCUGCCUUCGUGGAAGGUUAUAGUUAGAGAGAGAGGGCGCCACUAGCAGUAGUAGCUCUUACUUCUGGUCUAUCCUAUGGCUACUUGAGAGAGGCAUUGCGCUGCCAAGAGCGAAAUGCUCGCAGCUAAAGGGAUUUGAAAACAACAACAUCCUAUGGCUUUGAUUGUAUUGAUUUGCUUCUAUACAUAAUUUAACUCAAAACUGAAACGGAUAAAACUCCUGCACUUUGUUGAGGCUAACAUCUGUUCCUGACGUGAGAAGUCUGGAUCAUAGGGAAAGGCCUACGACCACAAGCACAGGCCCAGUUCUUGCAUUCAGUCAUGUGUGUUUUAUGGAAAUUCUAACAAUUCUGCCUGUGUUAUGGUGUUAUGAUGGAUUUUAAUGUUUUACUUAAUGAAAGGUAUGGUAAGCUGAGCUUUAAGUAUGCCGUUGUGAAUUUUCAUUUAUAUUUAAAAUGUUAAAGCAUUAUUUCUAAUUUGCCAUUCAGAAGUUGAAAUGUUUUCUCUUGUGUAAUUUGUGAUAAAUGUGUGACGUUUUUGGUGUAGCCUCUGAAUCUGAAUGUGAAGUGAAAAAAUUCCCUCAAAUAGAUCUAGCUGUUUGUUUGUUUGUUUUCUAUAGGUACUUAACAAAAGUACAGUAUUGGGUUUUCCUGCCAUGUCCACGGGUGGCUGGAGGGUGCCACUGGAAGGUCCUCCUCCUAGUCCUAGUUUUGUUCUUUCCCUCUGUUGUUUCCGUCUGCCUGUCUGUCCCACUUUUUCCUUGUGCAACAGACCGUUAUUGUUGAUGUGCUUCUCUCUACACAAACAAACAAACAGACUGACGGACUGAAACCAAAAUUAGAUUUAUAAGAAACUUCCCACUGUUGGUAACUGUUACUGACACUGACAGCCAUUUUUGCACAAAAUGUGUCCUCCUGUUCACUGCUAAGUGUUCAGGGGAAAAAAUGAAUUGCAAAAAAAAAAACCUUAAAAAACAAACACACAUCAUAUUUAUAUUUUUAUGGUUGAUUUUAUUGUUUAUGAGCAUAAAACAUGACAAAGAAAACAGAAACAUGAUGGAGUAAUGGAAAUGGAAACAGUAUUUUAUU
Aplysia californica (California sea hare) is the source of this 6322-nucleotide messenger RNA. RefSeq names its product AP-4 complex subunit epsilon-1. Bases 704 to 3538 code for a protein of 944 amino acids. Gene Ontology annotation, molecular function: cargo adaptor activity. The transcript is spliced from 2 exons. Gene Ontology annotation, cellular component: membrane coat; AP-4 adaptor complex. Lineage: Eukaryota; Metazoa; Mollusca; Gastropoda; Aplysiida; Aplysiidae. Gene Ontology annotation, biological process: intracellular protein transport; receptor-mediated endocytosis. The record is from RefSeq and is a predicted model, not a curated record.